This is a messenger RNA of Patella vulgata (common limpet), 1066 nucleotides long. Its product is annotated as putative carboxymethylenebutenolidase. The transcript has 2 exons. Gene Ontology annotation, molecular function: hydrolase activity. Bases 23 to 778 code for a protein of 251 amino acids. NCBI's taxonomy places the organism in Eukaryota, Metazoa, Mollusca, Gastropoda, Patellidae. The record is from RefSeq and is a predicted model, not a curated record.
AUGGAAUUUCUGUCUCCAAUCGAUGAUCUUCACUCUUUAUGUACGCUUUGUGAAGCAUCGUUUAGGCUUUAACCAGUUCUUCAGGUUGAGCACAAUGUCUGGUCAGAAAAUUUCCGUUCCUUCUGAAAACAGCAAGGGUCCGAUUCCAGCUGUACAAUUCAACGAUCCUAAAAACCAACCCAUGGGUGUGAUCGUAUUACAGGAAUGGUGGGGACUAAACCAACAAAUACAGGAUACUGCGCAGGAGCUGGCAAACCGAGGUAAUUUUACUACGAUUGUUCCAGACCUAUACCGUGGGGAAGUCGCUACGGACAAUGAACAUGCCGGACAUUUGAUGUCUAGUCUAGAUUGGCAAGGAGCCGUUCAAGAUAUCCGAGGGUGUGCCCAGCAUCUAAAAAAACAGGGUUGUGCUAAAGUGGGUGUCAUAGGCUUUUGUAUGGGCGGAGCUCUGUCUCUCGCAUCAGCAGCCCUGGUAACGGAGGUCAGCGCUUCGGCACCAUUUUAUGGCAUUCCAAAUAAAGAACUUGCGGAUCCAUCCAGCAUUAAAAUACCUGUCCAGUGCCAUUUUGGUGAACAAGAUGUCUUGGAAGGAUUUUCUGCCCCGGCCGAUCAAGACAAGUUAAAAGAGUCUCUAAAAGCAGGAGGAGUCCAGUUCGAAUUUUUUUCCUACCCUGCGGGUCACGCCUUUGUUAAUUCCAAGGGAGAUAACUAUAAGAAGGAGGUUGCUGAGCUAGCUCUUGGCAGAGCUGUUGACUUUUUCAAGAAAAACUUGGCAUAAAUAUGUGGAUUUAAUUAUAGUAUAUAUAAAUAUAUAUACUUUAUUUACUUUAAUAAAUAUAUACAUAUGCAAGUAUAUGUUUUAUUUCAUUUUCUGUGACGUAUUUUCCCGGAAUUGCAAGUCUAAGACAUUAGCAAAGGAAAGAAGAAUUUUAGCUUGGGAAGUUUUGUUGUACUUUUGCAUCAAAGCAGAAAAAUAGUUGUGUUACAUAAAAAGCCUGUGAUUCAAAUGAUAAUUAUUAUCCUAGCCCUGGAUUACACGAAUCUAUUAAAAUUAUCAAAUCUUUAA